AUGGCCGAGAGUUCUUGUCGAGUGACAAGUCCAUUUGAGGUUAAUUCGGACUCAAGUGAUGUUGGAAAUGUUUAUGAGAUUGAGCGCGGAGAGGAAUAUGACCUCUUGUAUAUGAGGUUGAGUCAUCUCCCACUGAUGUUGUCAAAAUAUCAUGACUUUGACCUCUUGGACCAGCCGACGCUCUGCCUCCCAUCUCCCACUUGUUAUGGUUCCAGUCUCCGCGAAGUAGACAUCAACAGGAUUAAGAAUGCUUACAACAUUUCUAAAUCAGUAGACUUGAUGAUUCCUUUGGAGGAUGAAGGACCUGACUGCAACAGACCUUAUGAGGUUGUAGUUUACGAAGCUUUCUUUGCACUAGGUUUACGCGACUCGAUGCCUUCCUUAGUUGCAAAGAUGGCGAAUUUCAUUGGUAUUUCCCCUGGCCAACUUAACCCACAUGCUUGGAGGAUAUUAAUCGCCAUCCAAGUAUUUAAUGAGAUUUAUUCUGUGAGUUUAGGAUUGGAGGAAGUUCUCUUUGAACUCUCUUGGUGA
Arabis nemorensis is the source of this 531-nucleotide messenger RNA. The record is from the annotation of a GenBank genome assembly. NCBI's taxonomy places the organism in Eukaryota, Viridiplantae, Streptophyta, Magnoliopsida, Brassicales, Brassicaceae.